Molecule: messenger RNA, 705 nt
Organism: Ziziphus jujuba (common jujube)
Lineage: Eukaryota; Viridiplantae; Streptophyta; Magnoliopsida; Rosales; Rhamnaceae
Product: expansin-B15
Exons: 4
Coding region: 1-705 (234 amino acids)
Biological process (GO): sexual reproduction
Cellular component (GO): extracellular region
Source: RefSeq, a predicted model, not a curated record
AUGUUUAGGCAGUGGUUGCAGGGCGGAGCUACGUGGUAUGGAAGCCCAAGUGGUGGAGGGAGUGAUGGAGGAGCUUGUGGGUUUAAUUAUGCCGUAGAGAAUCCCCCUUUCUACAAAAUGGUAUCAGCAGGAGGCCCUUCUUUAUACAAUAACGGCAAUGGUUGUGGAGCUUGUUAUCGGGUGAAAUGCACAGAUAACCAAGCAUGCUCCAGGAGACCCGUGACUAUAACUAUAACAGACGAAUGCCCUGGGUGUGUCGCCGAGCCAUUUCAUUUUGAUCUAAGCGGUACUGCUUUUGGAGCCCUGGCUAAGCCUGGUCAAGCUGAUAAUUUGCGCAAUGCUGGAGUCCUGCAACUACUGUUUAGAAGAGUUAAAUGCAAAUAUCCUGGUGUGACAAUAGCGUUCCAUGUUGAUGCUGGAUCCAACCCCUUCUAUUUUGCUAUGGUAAGCGAAUACGAGGACGGUGACGGUGAUCUGGGUGCUGUUGAACUCAAACAGAGCGGUGGUGAUCGGGAGUUAUGGCAUCCCAUGCAGCAUAGUUGGGGUGCAACUUGGAUGCUCAACUUAGGCUCACAGUUACAGCCUCCCUUCUCCAUCCGCUUAACCACACUCACAUUGCAUCACACUCUUGUGGCUCACAAUGUCAUUCCCUUCAAUUGCCAGCCCGGCCAAACUUACCGAUCUUGGGUUAAUUUUAAAACCUGA